Messenger RNA from Cladophialophora carrionii CBS 160.54, 3210 nucleotides. RefSeq lists its product as uncharacterized. Gene Ontology annotation, molecular function: nucleotidyltransferase activity. The coding region runs from base 1 to 3210 and encodes 1069 amino acids. The record is from RefSeq and is a predicted model, not a curated record. The transcript has 2 exons. Gene Ontology annotation, biological process: RNA 3'-end processing. NCBI's taxonomy places the organism in Eukaryota, Fungi, Ascomycota, Eurotiomycetes, Chaetothyriales, Herpotrichiellaceae.
AUGAGUUACGGCGUGCUGGAAGAUGAUGGGAACUCUGCACCUCUCCCGAUGACCGCGCCAUCCACGAAGGCCUCACAGUCUAACAUGCAAGUGGAUGCCAAUCGCAGUCCUCCCGCUUCUGCUGCGAGGAGGACUCACGUCUCCUCACAAUCCAAAUCCAUGCCGUCCACCCCUUUCCAGCGUCCCGAAUCCCGAUCCUCCCCUUCUCCAGAGCCCCCAGCCAAAAAUGGCUCCCCCCUCUCAUUACCGUCUGACAAGAGCCAUACGCCUCCUGCAGGCCGGAAUCGAUACGGAGGUUGCAAAUACGAAACUGGGAUGCAAAGAGCACGGCGACGCGUUCCUUACUCGUUGGGAUCGGACCCCUUGGAGAAAGUGAAAUCGGAGUUGAAACUCCGAUUGACACGUGAGGAGGACGAAAGGCUGACGCAAGAGGUACAAAAGCUCUAUGAGCAGUUACAACCCACCGCCGAGAGCGAAGAGCGACGAUCCCGGUUCAUUGAAAAACUCGACAAGAUCCUACGGGAGAGGUGGCCCACGUCGUCAAUCAAGGUCAAUGUGUUCGGUUCCACGGGGAACAGUCUGGGGACUGCUGAUUCAGAUGUCGAUAUCUGCAUCACGACAGACUGCAAAGAGAUGGAGCGAGUAUGCAACAUCGCGGAAUUACUCGCCAGGCAUGGAAUGGAAAGAGUGGUAUGCGUUUCUUCCGCCAAGGUGCCCAUUGUCAAGAUCUGGGAUCCCGAUCUGCAAGUCGCUUGUGACAUCAAUGUCAACAAUCCUCUGGCAUUGGAGAAUACCCAAAUGGUGCGGGCCUACGUGAGUAUCGACAGCCGAGUGAGACCUUUGGCCAUGAUCAUCAAGUAUUGGGCGAAAAGGAGGAUAUUGAAUGAUGCUGCGCUGGGGGGCACGCUUAGCUCCUACACAUGGAUAUGUCUUGCCUUGAACUUUCUGCAGACGAGAGACCCUCCCAUCUUGCCCACUUUACAGCAACAGCCCAACUUGCAAGUGAAAGAAGUGGCGGGAGUGAACGUGUCCUUCGACCGCAACGUUGAGGCGUACAAGGACUACGGCAGCCGCAACAAAUCUUCGCUUGGCGAACUCCUCUUUCACUUCUUUCGCUACUAUGGGCACGAGCUCGACUUCGAGCAGAAUGUGGUUUCCGUCAGACUGGGCCGCUGUCUGUCAAAGGCCGAGAAGGCGUGGCAGCUAUUGCAGGACAAUCGCCUUUGCGUCGAGGAGCCGUUCAACCUGUCAAGGAACUUGGCCAACACGGCAGACGACACAUCCAUGCGAGGCAUUCACCUGGAGCUCCGACGGGCUUUUGACUUGAUAGGUGAUGGGAAACUCCUGAAAUGCUGCGAGCAAUUUGUCUAUCCGCCAGACGAGAUCAAGCCUUCGGAGAUGUUCGUCCCACCCUCAGCACGCCCAGUAAUUGCACAAUUUCCGACCCAGGGGUCACGCGGAGGCCGUAAUGCGGCCCGUAGUGCUAGGAGUGCAACUUCGUUGGGCAGGGGUUCGACCGGACGGCGGUCAUCAAACCCUUCCGUACGCAACGCAAACUACGUGCGCAAUCUUCCGUAUUCAAUGAUGACUCAGGAACAACAACUUCAGCAGCAACACCAGCAGCAUCUGCUCCACGAUCAGCUAUUCCAGCAGUACCGAUACCUACAGAUGCAGGAACAGGAACUCAGAAUGCAACUAUAUCAACAGAGUCUACAACAGAGGGGCUUCAUGGCGACGUACGCUCAACAGCCGUACGGCCAAUAUGCCGCACAAGACGACGGCGACGCAAAUGGCAUUGGUCGAGCUCCGCUGUCGGCACCGUUGUAUCAGAACGGCUUCCCUCGUUCACCCUACCUCUCUGCUAGUCAGCUCAACCAAGGUGUGUCCACCAACCCUCCAUCGCCGAGGCUGAAUUCAGGCCUUCCAGAAAUGCGCAGGUAUUCACGGCGCACUUCGGUGACACAGUCAUCCCUAGGAGGGUCGUUGCGGGCGCAGUCACAACCUGCAAGAGCAGUGCCUCUUACUACUCUGGGACAAGUGCAUCGGCCUGACGUCCCCAGUCUGCAGGACGCUGCCACGGAUCGUAGGUCGUCGGCAUCAUCAACGUCUCAGGUGGAAGCGUACGGGGGUACGCUCGAGAACGGCUACGGUAUACUUGGAUCGAUAUAUGAUCCGGUGCGCAGGCCGGCUGAGUAUGUGGGAUAUUACGUCGGUCAACCGCCGUCACUAUCCGCUUAUACCCACAGCACUGGCAUCUCUCCGGUACCGUCGCACGUCGGCCUUGCCAUCCAGAAUGGCGGCCUUUCUCCACAACUCGCCCCAGCCUCCACUCGGCCUUCGGAAGUGAUGCAUACGCCGCCGCUGCAUACGACAGUUCCCACCGUUACAGCCGAACCUCGAUCAGAGCCUGAACCCGCUUCACAGCAGACCGAGCGAGGUCAGAGGCGGGCCGAAGCACCGAAAUCUAGGCCCGGGCCACUGAUUGUAGAUGGCUCGAUCAAUUCUCCGCGGCGAAGGCGUACCACCUUGUCGCUCAACGAUCCGGAGGAUAACGUUAAUAUCAGUGGGUCCACUUCAGAAGAUUUGGCAUUUGACACGCCCUCAAGCUCGGAUGAACAAUCACAAGAUGCUUGCGAAAGUGUGCCUUCCAUCCGGGGAUCGCCCAUCAGCUCCCUGCACGUACAGAAGCACGCCUUUCCCAACGGUAGUUCGGAAUACGUGAAUGGGCACUUGCCACUCACAAACUCGUCCGCGCGGGCUCGCAACGAAGCCGCCAGACCGGCGGACGCAGCGGGGUUAACGGGUCUGGGUGCAACGAAGAAAGCCGGUGGCGUGGCGUGGCCUCUCGACAGACAUCUUUCCUCGGUAGAGGAAGUCCGAACACCUACGCCCAGGGUUGAGACGUUCAAUUGUGGAGAUUCCUCAGAUCACGAUGAUCCCAUGCCUAGUGGUGCGACGGCGUUAAACAACCAAGGGUAUGGUCAUGAGAAAGCUCUUACGUCACGAACCAACGGAAUUGGUGGAAACGCCAGCGGUUCCCCCCAAGGUGCCAGUCCUGCCUUCGGUGUUGGUGGCGGCAGCGGCUGGCAAAUGCAAAAGAAGAAGAAGAGCAAGAGGAAGACGGUCAAGUCGGAAAACGAUGCGCAGCCGGUGAAUCUCUCUAGUGGGGAAACGCCGCCUGCCGACGAAUUCCUUCGAAAAGGCGGUUAG